CUCCUUUCAAACUUGGAUCAUAAGUGCCUACCUUUUGAUUUCGAUUUGUGAUUUUGUGCACCGUCAUCGUGGGCCGCGCCGAUCGAGACUGGCCUGUGUUAACUGAACAAAAUGUCUCCAAAAGUAGCUGUUGUAACUGGAAGCAACUCUGGAGUUGGCCUUGCCAUUGUCCGAGCUUUCUGCAAGAAUUUUGGUGAGAAUGGAGCUGUUUAUUUGACGGCUAGGAACGAGGAGCGAGGGAUGCAGGCCGUAGAAGUCUUGAAGAAGGAAAGUCUUAAUCCUAGAUUCCAUCUUCUUGAUGUGGAUGAUGUUUGCAGUAUGGAGAAGCUUCGAGAUGAUAUCAAAACUAAACACGGUGGUGUGGACAUCCUGGUCAACAAUGCAGGAAUCGCCUAUAAGGAUGAUAAACCUAUGGCGGAGCAAGCUGUUGGGUCUAUCAAAACCAACUACCAUGGUGUCCUUUUGAUGACUAAUACAUUCCUCCCUAUCAUCAGAGAUGGUGGAAGGAUUGUCCACCUAGCCAGCUUGGUUGCUGCCAGGACCUUCUACAACAUCAGCGAAGAACUCCAACAGCGCUUUCGUGACGUUUCGACCGAAGAGGGCGUGACAGGCCUCAUGAAUGAAUUCAUUGAGGCAAUGAAAGAGGGAGAGCCAUGGACGAAGGGCUGGCUGGAUUUUUCUUACGGAACCAGCAAACUUGGAGUGGUGGCCCUCACCAAGGUGCAGGGUGAGAUGGUGAGGAAGGAUGCAAGCAAGAAAGAUGUUCUCAUCAAUUGUUGUUGUCCUGGCUACGUAGUGACAAACAUGACAGCUGACCACACCGGUGACGAUGCCAAUAGUAGGAUCACCCCAGACCAGGGGGCAGACACUCCUGUCUACCUGUCCCUCCUCCCGGCCGGGACCGCAGACAUCCAGGGUAGGUUUGUUUCCAAGAGAACUGUCAAGAAUUUCUUUGAGGAUGACAUCAGACCAGUCACAUUCAACUAAUCCGUUUUUGUUGCCUCCUUAUUCUACUAGGUCUUUCUCAAAAAUGUUUGUUAUAUCUAUUAGAUAGACAACUUAGAUAGUGUUAUACAUGUAAAGACAUUUUUGCAGCAUAUGAUGCAGGCCCAAUUGUGUUACUUUGUAAAUUUGGAAUAUUCUGUUUGGUAUAUUUAGCUUGAAAGUGACACUGUCAACUUUUAAAACAUCACACAUACACUGGCUGAAAGUGACCGAGUUAAGAUACUGAAAACAUGCUCAGUUCUUUGAAAUGAAAGAAAAGUCUUAUAAAAAGGGCUGACUUUGCAAAAUCUAACAUUUCUAAGUAACAUUUACUUCUUGCUUUUUGGUGUGAAUUUAAGUAAAAUCUUACAGGAAGUCUGGUUAAAAACUCUCUGAAAAUCAGCAGGGGAGUAGACACGGAUUCACCCAUGUUCCAAAUGUUGGUUUUAGAAUCAUCAUAAUUUGUGCCACUCAAAAACUUGCAUAGUUGUGGUUUCAUCAACUCAGAACUCCUACGUCACAAUUAGAGUACUGGUAUACUUAUAUUUUGAUCAACCGCACAUAUUUACUUUUUAUAGCUUAAUGAAUUUUGGAUAGUGCAAUAUACAGGGUAGGCCUAUAUUGAAGUUUGUAGACUCAGAUUACGCAUAACUGGCCUGUAUUACAGAAAUGAACAAAAUUUUGUAACUGUUGUUUGAUAUUAGGUAUCCAUGCAAUUAAUAUAUUAUACUACAUCAUAUUUUAUUUUAUUAUCCUAAUAUCCUCACAAAGGAUUUAGAUUUUUUAUAUUGAAAUAUGCCUUAUACAUAAAUAUUUUCAUCUUUUAGUUAAGAGUUAAUCUGCUCAAUAUUUUUGGUGUUAUCAUCAGGGGUGUGAGAGUUCAGAUUUUUAUCUGAUUUCAGAUUUUUUUCGUUUUGAUUUUCAGCUUAUUUUUGGCUCUCCUCUGUACAAAAAGUAUGGGAGCUCUUUCUAUUUCAGAAUUUUUCUACAAGUUUCAGCUUUUUUCAGAUCUUUUUAUUUGGGACCACUCACACCCCUGUAUCAUGGAACCUUUUUUAAUAAUUAAUGAAAUGCAAUAUACUUAUCAUUGCUGAAAUACAGUAGAGAGAGAGUUUGGCUGACCCGGUUUCUAUGGAUUACCAAUAUGGUGCAUAAUGAUUAGCUAGGCAAGCCCAAUUCAAAAGGAAAUUGCGCCAUGUUGGUAACCCAUUGAAACCGGGUUGGCCGAACUCUUUAUAUUAAAAAGGGGAAUCCAGCCUUGGUCAUAAAAUGUUGUGUUGGAAAGGAGAAAAAUAAAUAUAACAGAAUGGUGAAAGUUUGAAAGAAAUCGGACAAGCAAUACGAAAGUUACAGGUGCUUUAAAAUUGAGAUCCCUAAUACUAUGUAGAUUUCAAAUUGGCAACUGGGUAAGUAAAUUAUGACAAGGGGCAAGGACAACUUUCCCAUAGGCCAUGUACUUUAUUAUCAGGGAUUUGUGGUUUUCUCCUAAGUAACCAUUCCCCUGGGACCGUAAUCUAAAUAUAACCCAAGUAAUAUAUUGUUUUAUAUCCUCAUAAAAGAAAAAUAUAAUUUGAAGUAAAACUUUUUGAAAAAAAUGACAUUUUAGCCAUUUUAUGUAUUUGAGUACAUGGAUGAGUAGUCCUUGCCUUACAUCACUAUGACAUCACAUAUGUGGCCAAUUUGAAGUCUCCAUGGGUAUAGUGAUUACCUAUAUUUACAACUUUUAAAAACUCAAAACUGUCUUAUUGUUUGUCCGAUAUUGUUCAAACUUUCACCUAUCAACUUGUGUGAUUUUUCUUUGUCCUCUACCAACAAGUUUUUCUUUGGGUUGGAUUCCCCUUUAAUGGCUCUGCUGAAAUAACAAUCAUUGCGCCCUCUCUUGACUAGAUAAUAGUAAAAAAUGUAAGAAUAAGAUUAUAUUUUUAUCUAGUUCAAUUUGAGAUGUCUGGAAUUGUCAUAUUUUUUUCAAUAUGAGAUAGUUGCUCUAAAAAGUAUACUACCUUUUUAUGGGGACAAAUUACAUAAAUAACCAGUUCUGAUAUACUUUGAUUGAGUAGCAAGAUUAGGUUAAUUGACUCAAUAUAAUCAAAUCAUUGAGUGUGAUAGAUCAAUGAUUGCUGAGAAUACCAUCAACUCAGAUCAUACAAUCAGGGUAUGCAUGCUGAAUGCAUAUUUUAAAAAGAGUGCCAAUUUCCACUGUUCCAAUAAGCGCACAUUUUGACCGGUACCUCUGGGACUGCUGAAAGCACCCAUUAGCCACUGGAAAGGUGCUUUUGUUGUUAGGCAAAAAAAAUAUUUUAAAAAGGUGGUCACAUGAUGAGAUCUGGCCAAUCAGAUGAUUAGGAUCCAUACCACCAUUUCAUGAUAUAUUAUAAAGCGAAUCAUGCUUGAUUAUUUUUUUGGCAAAGCUAUCGCCCCAUUGAGAUUAAAGGUGUGCAAUAUACCCAUGCUGUAGUGUAAAUAAUAACUUGUUCCGUUUAUAUUUUGUGUGAGUCUAUAGUUUUUACUUCAUCUCUCGUAUUUGUCAAUUGUUAUUCACUUAUGUAUUGCUAAGUUGUUAAAGAUAAAUUCCAGUUUUGGUAACGAUCUCAAAAUGACUUUUUACAGAAUCUAAUAUAAUGACCACCCAAGUGUCUGUUUGUAUGAAUAAAAAAUAUGUGCCAAAGGAUUCUGGAAGAAAUUGUGUAAUUGCUGAGAAAUAAGCAAAAUAAGCGCGAAUUCGGUCACUUCCGUCGGGUCUUUAUUCCAGUAAUAAUAAUACACUGUCCCACGUGUGCCUAUCUGUGUUGGUGAUCUUCAGUGUGAACAUUUUUCAGCGUAGAUUUCAAGAUUUCACAAAGUUCAGUUUAUGUAACUGUACCAGAUCUAGAUCCUCGAUGAUAUACUGACAAUUAAGCCUGGUUUUACAGACUUUCUCAUGAAAUCAGUGUUUACUGCAACUACUGGCAUUUCUCUUUAAGUUGAGGUAGUCAUUCAAACUGAAGUUGUAAAGUGCUGCAUGUGUAAAAUACAUGACCAAAAUGAUAAUUUGUGUUUCUGUAUAAAUGUUACAACAACUUGCCAUGGUAGAAAAUAUGCCAUGAACUCAACUAUGCAAUACUUACGUUUUUAAUAAUUCUAGAUACCUCUACUUGUAUUCCGCAUGAACUGCCUUCAUAGAAGCUGGUAAUAUUUUUAGCUUCAUUAUAGGUUUUAUAUUUUGAAAUUAGCUGAGUUUUACUAAAGGGAGAUACGACCUUGGUGUUUGACUACAUGUAGUCCUGUUGUGUUUUUGCAUUCACAUUACAAUAAUACUACUUAUUAUAGCGCCUAUUAUUUUAUCAGAAGUUUCUAAAGCGCACUUCAUUGAUGCAGUAUAAUAACCCUCACUAGGUUAUUCUCACAUAAGACUCCACUAUUCCUGUUUUUACAGUCAUAUCCUAAAAGCAAGUUUUAUUCCACUUUUGGUGACCAGUUUGAAGUGAAUUUUUACUGGGUCCAGCUAAAAAAAAAAUUGUUUUUUUAAAGAUCAAGAUGAUUAUGAAUCUAAUGUUGGUGCAAGGUCUACAAGUCAAAAACUGAAGCAAAAAGAAAUUAGAUUUUUGAUGAUCCUAGAUGAACCAAAAUAGAUAUUAUUUUCAGGCUAUACAUAGUUAUUAGUGACAUACACAUGCUGUCCUAUUAAAGUCAUGUUACCUUUGUGAGGAUCCGAUUAUGAAUGAUAUCGUAAAUUUGAUAGUUAUACACCAUUGAAUAUAUCUGCUCAAUUAUCGAUUCUCUUUCUGAUAUAUAAAAGUUAAAUGAUAAAUAUGUUAAUUCUGUAAUUUCUAGAUCUAUGAAUUUGUGAUCAUCAUAAAUAUGAAAGCAAUAUUUGACAAUAAAAGUCAAGUAAUAUAAGUCCAUUAAGUUGGUUUAAACCAGCAUCUUGUUAAAGCUAGAAUGUACUUUUAAGUAUAUUCACAAAUAGAUUAAUAUAUUUUUUUAAUAUUUGUAUAAAAUUUAUAUUAUGAAACACAAGCAAUGUACCAGUAGUUUGUUACGGAGAGUGCUUGCACCUGAGAAUAAAUUAGUCCAUAGUACUGUCAAUGUGA
Molecule: messenger RNA, 5054 nt
Organism: Lytechinus pictus (painted urchin)
Lineage: Eukaryota; Metazoa; Echinodermata; Echinoidea; Temnopleuroida; Toxopneustidae
Product: carbonyl reductase [NADPH] 1-like
Exons: 6
Coding region: 112-987 (291 amino acids)
Molecular function (GO): carbonyl reductase (NADPH) activity
Source: RefSeq, a predicted model, not a curated record